Messenger RNA from Dromiciops gliroides (monito del monte), 2334 nucleotides. RefSeq names its product sodium channel epithelial 1 subunit delta (gene SCNN1D). Gene Ontology annotation, biological process: arachidonate secretion; phospholipid metabolic process; sodium ion transmembrane transport. Lineage: Eukaryota; Metazoa; Chordata; Mammalia; Microbiotheria; Microbiotheriidae. The record is from RefSeq and is a predicted model, not a curated record. The transcript has 18 exons. Gene Ontology annotation, cellular component: membrane. The coding region runs from base 1 to 2334 and encodes 777 amino acids. Gene Ontology annotation, molecular function: ligand-gated sodium channel activity; A2-type glycerophospholipase activity.
AUGGAGCCCCGCGGGGAGCGGCAGCAGGGCGAGGCGCUGAUGGAGCUCUACGACUCCUUCGGGGACAUGUUCAGUUUCUUUUGCACCCACACCACCAUCCACGGCACCGUGCGGCUCGUCUGUUCCAGCCGCAACCGUCUGAAGACCGCCUUCUGGGCUCUGCUCUUCCUGGUCACCUUCGGCAUGCUGUACUGGCAAUUUGGUCUGCUCUUCGACCAGUACUGGAAGUACUCAGUCAUCAUGACUGUCUCUGUGCACUCAGAGCCCAAGAUGUUCCCAUCCAUUACCCUCUGCGACAUGAACCCUCACAGGUCUCUACCUCUGGAGAGGUACCUGGAAGACCUGGAUGAAUUUGCCCAGGAGAACAUCUAUUCCUUAUAUAAGCUAAACAUCACCGAAAGACAAGCAGGGGGUCAAGGUGACUCUGCUACCGGCCCCAGUCCUGACAGGCCCUUUCACCUCAACCGAAGUAUUUACCUGGAGAAGCUGGAUGGGCAGGACGUGAACAAAGUGGGGUUCAGGCUGUGUAACAGCACAGGUGGGGACUGCUUCUACCGUGCCCACUCCUCUGGGGUGGUGGCUAUUCAGGAGUGGUACCAGUUCCACUUCAUCAACAUCAUGGCCAUGCUGCCACCCCACAACGAGACAUCCCAUGAAGCCCAUGGCGGCCACUUCAUCUUCAGCUGCAGCUACAAUGGGAAGGCCUGUCAGAAGCAGGACUAUGAGGUCUUUCAUCAUCCUGUCUAUGGGAGCUGUUACACUUUCAACAGUCGAGGAACAAAUGACUUCUGGAAAGCCAACCGGCCUGGGCUCACACACGGAAUCAGCCUCAUUCUCAAGGCUGAGCAGAACAAUUACCUCCCAUUGCUCUCCACUGAGGCCGGGGUCAAGGUCAUGAUCCAUGCCAAGAAUCAGGCACCUUUCUUGGAGCACCAGGGCUUCAACAUUCGCCCAGGCACCGAGACCACAAUCGGUGUGAAAGAGGACGAGGUCCACCGGCUAGGGGGCCAGUACGGCCACUGCACAAAGGAUGGUAGCGAUGUAGAUGUCCAGCUUCUCUAUGACAGCGCUUAUUCCACACAGGCUUGUUUGCACUCUUGCUUCCAGGAGCUAAUGAUCCAGACCUGCGGUUGUGCUUAUUACUUCUACCCACUCCCAGAGGGAGCCCAGUAUUGCAACUACAACCAGCAUCCAGCCUGGGGUCACUGUUACUACAAGCUCUCCCAAAACCUGGAAUCCCACAGGCUCCCCUGCUUCCGUCGCUGCCCCAAGCCCUGCUGGGAAUCCUUGUACCAGCUCUCAGCAGGAGUUGCCAAGUGGCCGUCAUCUAAAUCGGAGGACUGGAUCCUGUCCACACUGGGCAAGAAGGACAAUUAUAGGGACAAGAGGAACAACGUUGCCAAGGUGCACAUAUUCUACCAGCAACUCAAUUAUUGCUCCAUGGAUGAAACGCCAAUGUAUUCGGUCACCCAACUCCUGUCCAGCAUGGGCAGCCUGUGGAGCCUGUGGUUUGGGUCUUCGGUGCUCUCUGUUGUGGAGAUGCUAGAGCUUCUUCUAGACGCGGCGGCCCUGUCCUUCAUCCUGGGCUACCGCCACUUCUUCAGAUCCAGGACAAUGAGCACAGGGGCCUCAGAGGGGCCUGAGGAGGGAGUGAGGGCACUGUCCAUCCAGCAGGACCUCUCUCAGCUCCCGUGGAAGAUGGAGAACUCCUUUGGAAGCUACAUUUCGGAGCAGGGCCUGCGUCAGGCACCUGUCAGCAUCCUGGUCUACGGACGAUUCCAGGGGCCCUGGCUGCAGUCAGGACAGAAGAUGCCUCCCCAGGACUGGUUAUUAGCGCAGCCAGGUGCACCCAGUCCCAGAGCUCCCGAGAAGCCCCACCUAACCAUGGCUCCCACUUUGUUUUUCCUGCUGGUGCUGGCCGUGGGGAAGAAGCAAGCACUGUCCCAGGGGAGCUGCACAGAAGCCCAGCUGGAUGAAUUGAUCAGACUGCACACAUUCACACACGGGCUGGCCAACUUCAGCAGCUACGGCUGUCAUUGCGGCCCUGGCACCCAGGGUGCCCCCAUGGACAAGAUCGACAAGUGUUGUCACAGUCACGACUGCUGUUACAACAAGGCACAGGUGUUUGGCUGCACCCCUGGCUCUCACACCUACAGAUACCUUAACCUGGGGACCAAGGUGAAGUGUGUGAAGACUCGGGACCGGUGUGAGAAAAUGAUGUGCGAGUGCGAUAACAAGAUGGCCAAAUGUUUCCGAAAAUACCUGCCCAUGUACAACCCUCAGCUCCAGAGCUUCCCAGAAGCCCCCUGCUAUGGACCCCGGCCCUUCUGCUGA